GUAGCCUAGGGUUUGUUUCAGGAUUCGGAAUCUUCUCUUGUCGCUUAUUGUUUCGCUGCUCAGCUUUCCGAGCUGGAUUCUAUCUCUUUCCUCAGGCGAAUCUCCAUGCGCCGCUGGUUCAGCGGCUUUGUCGAUUAAGUCACUUACUCUUCUUCUUCUCUCUCUCUCUCUCUUUCUUGCUUUCAUUCCUCGAUCAGUUUCAAGAAGAAAGGAUAGAGUUGUCUCGUGGGGGAAUUUUGUUUCUUAUUAAUUAAAUUUUCUUCCGAGGGCUUUGUUUGCUUCUUGUAUCAUUUGGGGAGUUGAUUUGGAUGGCAAUGGCCUAUCUGAUGACGUCACAAUUUGCUCAAUUGUCGUUGGCGGUAUCAAAUCAUGUAACGGACGGCAAUGGAAGCUUUGGCGACUACCAUGAGGUUGCUGCUUCUGCUGACCUGGCCUCUCAAAUGAGGGAUUUGAUACUGCAUCCACUGGAAAUAUUCGGAUUUGGAAAGUUUAUACAACCAGGGGCAAGCAGAACUAGUUACUGCAUUUUCUUCAAUUCAAGGUCACAAACCUGGUGUGCGGAGUUUGAGUGCUGUUGUGGACUGGCAGAAGCAGUCUGGAUAUCUAGACUAGUAUGCAUCUGGAGAGAGAUCAUCCAUCUGGAUAAGGAGCAGGUUGUUAAUUCAAUACCAUCAUCCUCAGAUUGCAAUGUCUCAGCAUUGGCUUCUUCUCAAGUUCAUGCCGGUCAAUUUGCUGCUGGUUUUUUUUAUGGUUCUAUCAGACUAUAUGAUAUCCGGACACCUGACAUGUUGGUUCGUGCAACAAGACCGCAUUCCCAGCAAGUCGAGAGAGUUGUAGGUAUUGGCUUUCAACCAGGACUGGAUCGAGGAAAGAUUGUUAGUGCUUCCCAGGCUGGUGAUAUUCAGUUCCUUGAUAUUAGAAAUCAAAGAGAUACUUACCUCACAAUCAAUGCGCACAAAGUCUUCAGUCUAGAAGGCGAACAACUAGGCAUCAUUAGGUACCAACAUACUUUCAUGACCCAGAAGAUUGAUUCUGUGAGCUGUCUUACUUACCAUCCCUACCAAGUAUUGCUUGCUGCUGGUGCUGCCGAUGCCUGCGUUUCCAUCUAUGCAGACGGCAGUUCUCAGACAAGAUAAGCAUCAAUCCUUUCCCAAUUUCAUGAACUCUGGACGCAAUGCACGGUAGACGAUACAAUGUCUGCACAAAUUUCAUGGAGUCGAGGUCAGUAAACCUGUAAAUGAUGACUUCCACAUUUAGAAUGUCACAAUGCCUGUUCCUGGAAAUUCUAGGGGGUGUGCGAUCUGCUCUGAUUGUGUUGUUAUUUAUAUAGAGGGGUUUAUAUAUAUCUAUAUAUUCAUUAGCCCCCGGUGUAGAUUGUCUAACGCAUGUUUGG
This is a messenger RNA of Hibiscus syriacus, 1393 nucleotides long. RefSeq names its product regulatory-associated protein of TOR 1-like. Gene Ontology annotation, biological process: regulation of autophagy; TOR signaling; positive regulation of cell growth. Lineage: Eukaryota; Viridiplantae; Streptophyta; Magnoliopsida; Malvales; Malvaceae. Gene Ontology annotation, molecular function: protein binding; protein-macromolecule adaptor activity. The record is from RefSeq and is a predicted model, not a curated record. Bases 309 to 1136 code for a protein of 275 amino acids. Gene Ontology annotation, cellular component: TORC1 complex; cytoplasm. The transcript has 5 exons.